Messenger RNA from Podarcis lilfordi (Lilford's wall lizard), 597 nucleotides. NCBI's taxonomy places the organism in Eukaryota, Metazoa, Chordata, Lepidosauria, Squamata, Lacertidae. The record is from the annotation of a GenBank genome assembly.
AUGGCGUCCGAUAACCGCUCCUGCCCCCCUGCCUGUAGGCCUAUUUGGCUGCGGAGGCUUUCUGCCUCACUUAAAAUGGCGGGCGCGAGCGAUUCCCGACCACGUGGGGAGCUGGGAGGCGUUGGUUAAUGGCCGUUACCUAGGGAACCAGGGACGCUUCCGCGCUAUGCAGCCGCCCCCCCCCCCAGUGAAGAACAGGAACGGCAGCCGGAAAAAACCAAGCGAGACAGCAAACGCCGCACAAGUUGCAGCAACCCGGCCGACAGAAAAGCAAACAAAAGGGGAGACCCCGCAGCCAAACCUCGCUCCUCACGUCUCACGCAGCCACCCGGCCAACAAAGGGCAAACAAAAGGGGAGACCCCGCAGCCAAACCUCGCUCCUCGCGUCUCACGCGCCGCGUCCUGCCGUCCCAGCAACCUCUGUCGGAGAACGAGAAGACCGCAGCAGAAGGCGGAAGCUUGGAGAAAAUCCUGAUAGACGAGGUCCGACGCCAACCGAGGACCGAGCACGAACCGCGAAACCGCGAGGCCCCCGCGACCGAAGGCGCGACCGGGACAGGGAGUCCGAAGCAGCUGAACAGCGGUGGUUUAAAAUAG